GUCUGCUGAUAACGAGGGCUACACUGCGAACUAAAUUAGUGGCUGAGUAGUGUAAACAGAUAAAGUAUGCCCUCAAAACGCAUCAACCAACCAGCCAGCAGUGAACAUCACGUUGUGAUCGGCGCCGUGAGAUGGCGUUGUCGGCUGUGUACCGGACUGCCGUGCGGGCCGCUGAUAGAUAUGUGCCGAACAAGCUGCGUCCCAUCUGGGAACACCCGGCCGGCCCCAAGACUGUCUUUUUCUGGGCACCGGGAUUUAAAUGGUGUCUGGUGAUAGCCGGCCUGGGCGACGUCAACCGGCCGGCCGAGAAGCUGAGCGUCGGCCAGGCGGGCGCGCUCGCCGCCACCGGCAUCAUCUGGUCCCGAUACUCCAUGGUCAUCACGCCAAAGAACUGGAGUCUAUUCAGCGUGAACCUGUUUGUUGCGGCCACCGGUCUGUUCCAGCUGGCCAAGAUAGCUCUUCAUCGCCGCUCUCUGGCCGCGCAGGCCGCCGCCACCUAAUGACCACACAGCAAGUCCUGGCAGAUGAAGCACGUGACCACGGCCGCCUCGGCGCGCGGCCUCGAUUGGGCCGCCCCGAUACUGUGAUGAAUGUGUACCAGCUGACGACUCCGCCCGUCCGCUUUGAUGCUGCUGACCGGAGGUCUGUUUGUGAACAUUUUGCGCCGCUCGCCGGGACGUCCGCGAGUCAGUUAGUUAUGAUGCGGGUCCGCCUGUGUUCCUGACGCUGUACUAGUCUCGCGCUAGUCAGCUGGCGCCGGCGCCGAGCUCAGGGCGAGUCCUGUCGGUCGGCAUCAGCGGCUCUUCUUGUAGGUGUAUGUGUAGGGGUUGAGCGGUGCGGUGUCGCUCGCUGGACCCCCGGGUAGCCUGGAUUGUUAGGUGGUUACGGAAUAAAUAUAAGGGUGAUACACA
Molecule: messenger RNA, 911 nt
Organism: Pollicipes pollicipes
Lineage: Eukaryota; Metazoa; Arthropoda; Thecostraca; Pollicipedomorpha; Pollicipedidae
Product: mitochondrial pyruvate carrier 2
Exons: 6
Coding region: 132-500 (122 amino acids)
Biological process (GO): pyruvate import into mitochondria
Cellular component (GO): mitochondrial inner membrane
Source: RefSeq, a predicted model, not a curated record